AUUCUCAUAAUCUUCUUUUUUUUUUUUUUUUUUACGAAGCCCAGACUUACACAACCGCGCCGAUAUCGUAGAAUGGUAGAAGGUGAACCACACUCAAAGCCCAAUAAUAAGUGUGAUGUAAAGGACAAUCGUCUAAACGGCUGCGGUUCAAAAGACCUAGAACUUGCCGGUAUUGGGUCAAAAGGUAAAUCCUUAGACCCCGAAAAAGGAUCAUACAUAAAAGCUGACUUCGAGAAAGCUAUCGAACUAACCGAAUAUGGAAAGUUUCACUACUUUCUGCUGGCGGUGUGCGGGUUCGUCAGUACGAGCGAGGAGAUGGACGUAAUUUCUAUGUCCUUUAUCCUGCCGAGUGCACAAUGUGACUUGAACUUGAGUACCGCGGCCAAGGGAUGGCUCAGCUCAAUCAUAUUCAUUGGGAUGAUGGCAGGAGCUUAUGCGUGGGGUUCAGUCGCGGAUGCACUGGGCCGACGCAAAGUUCUUAUCGUUAUCUCAUUUAUGAACGCUUUAUGCAUCGUUGCCUCCAAAUUCCAGCCGAAAUCAAAGCGUGGUUCGAUGCUGUCAUUCAUGGCAGCAUUUUGGACCCUGGGAAAUCUAUUUGUCGCUGGAUUAGCGUGGCUGAUAAUUCCACAUGACAUCGGUAUAACAAGUACUUCAUUCACAUUCAACUCUUGGCGAAUUUUCCUGCUGAUCUGCGCUGCUCCGUCAUUCAUCGUGGCGGGACUACUGUUAUUACUGCCGGAGUCACCAAAAUAUUUAUUAUCACGCGGUAGAUACGACGAGGCACUCAAUAUAUUCCGUAAUAUAUACGCUAUUAAUACUGGAAAACCACGUGAAAGUUACACGGUUAAAGAGUUAAUCCUCGACGACUUUGCCAACAGUAAAAAUAUCGUUGAGCCGAUUAAGAGUACAGGAGGCACCAUUGGUGGUACCAAAGAUAAUAAUAAUAAGAAAAAAAAUAAGUACAAGAUUAUGUUUGGUGAUAUUAUGGAUAAUAGUAAACAAUUGUUUGUAUCACCGAUACUGCGUUUUACAGUGAUAUCUAUAAUUAUUAAUUUUACAUUUCACAUUGGUUACUAUGGUCUUAUGAUGUGGUUCCCGGAAUUGUUUAACCGCUUUGAUCUUUUCAAUCAACGUAAUCCUAAUCAAAAUACAGAUAUUUGUCAAGUUACUGAAUUUUAUAUUAAAGUUAAGAAUAAUAUUACUGAGCAAGACCAACCGUGUGAUAGCAAAAUUGGAGAAGCUGUUUUUAUUGAAUCACUUAUUACUGUUGCUUCGGCGAUACCGGCUAAUAUUCUUGCUGUUCUUGGUAUGGAUCGUUUGGGCCGAAAGUUUUUCCUCGUUUUUAGUACACUGUCAUCGGGUGCUUGCUCUGUUGGAUUAUAUUUUGUUUACAACAAAGUACACAACGUGAUAGUGUCAGCAUUCUUCAGCGGUGUAAUAAGUUGUGGUAACGCGGCGCUAGACUGUCUUAUCACCGAAGUAUUUCCUACAAAUCUACGUGCCACUGGUAUCGCUAUUUCGAUGGUAGCGGCUCGACUUGGUGGUAUUAUUGGUAAUAUCGUCAUAGCUCAGUUGCUAGACAUGUAUUGUCCUGCACCUACAUUUAUUGUGGCUGCUCUUCUUAUUGGAGGAGGAUUACUAUCACUAUUUUUACCAAACACAACUCGUGAACCACUUUCCUGA
Cotesia congregata is the source of this 1683-nucleotide messenger RNA. The record is from the annotation of a GenBank genome assembly. Lineage: Eukaryota; Metazoa; Arthropoda; Insecta; Hymenoptera; Braconidae.